Messenger RNA from Pelagomonas calceolata, 973 nucleotides. The record is from the annotation of a GenBank genome assembly. Lineage: Eukaryota; Pelagophyceae; Pelagomonadales; Pelagomonadaceae.
AGACUCAUGGAUAAUUCGACGCGAAGAAAGUUGACGCCCUACUUCGUCAUUGGCGUCUGCUCGAAGCUCCACCUGAUUCAGAAUAUCGGUGGUGGUGGCGCUUUGGGCUGCUCCAUCGCCGCUUUUCCGCAAGUAUAUGCCUCCAACGAGUUCGUCUUUUGUUGCCCUACGCGGCGUUGAAAUCAUGCUGCGCGACAUACCGGUCCUCGUACCGUUUCUACUCAGGUCUACUAUAUAUGAUCUAUGAUAAUGCUGGCUGCUUCGACUACAAGUUCUUGACCAAUCUGAGGCGCCCCACCGGGGCGCGAGGGCGGUUUGGCUGGGCGGUCAAGAGCAUCUUAGCUUUCUUCUGCCCGCGCGACAAGAAGCCCAUCGAAGCCGACGAGGAAGAAUUGGGCGACUUCAGCGACGGGGAUGAGGACGAUGAGGGGAUGGUUUUAGAUGAUAUCAAGCCGAAGGAUGACGACGACAUCAAGCCCGACCCCGACCCCGACGACGACGAUGAUGAUGAUGAUGAUGAUGAGAAGCCGCCGCCGUGGUGGCUGUCGCUGGCGAUGGGCCUGGCCGCGUGCGGCGCAGAAGUCACGAGAGAAUUCAUUGUGAGACAUCGCGCUUCACGAUUAUUACACAGGCGGCGCUCGCGAUCUGGCGCCUGAUGCCCCUGGUGGACGACGGCCUGCUCGACGCCAUCGGCGACGUCCCGGGCCUCGAGGUCUACAAGGAGUACUACGGCGGCCAGUGGUACCAGAUCGUCGUCGCGCGGCCCUACAGGGGCGUCCAGCAUCUCGUGGACGCCUGGGGUGCGCGGCCGACCAUGGCCGACCUCCUGGGGCGCAAGGCCGUCAAGAUGUCGGACCUGCGGCGGCAGCUGCCGCGCCUGGAGACGCCGGGCGCUUACCAGGAGUUCGCCGCGCGCGUCCGCGCGGAGGGCAACGUCAACUCGCCCGCGUGCGCGGAGGACUGGCAGGUUUAG